Molecule: messenger RNA, 774 nt
Organism: Nerophis lumbriciformis (worm pipefish)
Lineage: Eukaryota; Metazoa; Chordata; Actinopteri; Syngnathiformes; Syngnathidae
Product: ribosomal biogenesis factor-like
Biological process (GO): ribosome biogenesis
Cellular component (GO): nucleolus
Source: RefSeq, a predicted model, not a curated record
UUCAGUUUUUCCAGAAAUACAAAAAACUUCGUUAAAGUCACAUAGUAUAUAUCUAUGGCCUAAUUCAACGUCGGGACUUGUAGUUCCCUUCCAAGACGUGUUUCAAAAUAAUGCCUGGUUAUAUCCUGAUUAUUUGAAGGCCUAUUCCAAGGAACGUAUUUCAAAAGCCACUUAUUUCUGGUAGAAAUUCAGAAAGAAAUCCAGCUCGUUGCGUUUUUUUUUUAAUUUUAAAUGAAUGAGAUGAACAAAACACUCACCGAGCUCCAAGUCCCCUUGCCGAGUGGUCACGUGGUGAUGACGUCAUCACGGAAGGACGCGCAAUCCGGAACAUAAACACGACUCCUGCACGUGUAGACGCCAUUAGACAAGAUGGGCAAAAACAAACCAAAGGGGAAACAGACGUGCGUCUUCCAAGUGGCCAACAGGCACCUAAAAGCCAAAAACAAAGCAAAACCUGUGAGGACGACACUCAAACACAUCAAAGCGGUGAAGAACGAGACAGUGGAGAACCUCAAUCAGAUCUUCUCAGAAAUCCAGAGGGAUGUGGCCAGCGUUCCCAAAAGUGUGGCGUCAGAACCCAAGAAACAAACACAGGUUGUCAAAGAACCGCCGAAGGAACCUGUGAACGUUGACAGUGCUGCUCAGCUCUUCUCUCAGCUGUGAUCGCUGUAACAAACAUUGCAUGAUAUAUUGCAGCAUUGUUUUUGCAUAUUUAUUGAUGUCUUGCACACUAUAUUGUUUAUAAAAUAAAGAACUAUGGUUUUAUAACACAAA